UGCAGUACUAAACCCGCGGUCACACUAGACUUUUCAUUCCAUUGCCUUCCAUUCAUACGCAUGCGAAUGUGUCAGACCGGGAACACAAGCCCGUGUGAAAAGUUUUCGCAUUUCACGGCAUUCCAAAGUUCAAGUUUGGUGAACUCUGGCCUGUGAAUUCGGCUCACGUGACACCGUGUGACCUGCUGUCUGAAUUAAAAGAACAUCAAUUUAAAACUGCAGCGCUGCAGGAACGUGGAGUAUAUUGUAUGUUUUUACAUUUUAGGUGUAUUAUUAUUGUUUAUGUGUUGGAUUUAAGGUGUGAAAAAGUUGCUGCAGAGCAUGACGUCAUAUCACCACCGUUGCAGCAUCCGAACGAAUUUCGCAAGCUCAAAGUGUAGUGUGACCGCGGCUUAAGAGUGUCUACGGUAGUUGACGUUGGCCAAAACACAUGGAAACUCGUUGUUAAUAAAAAUUAUUGUCUACAAUCACAGACAUUUGCAUUUGGACGGAAUUAGAUUUUCUCAGGAUCACCGAGUUUUUCGAAAAACAUUAAGUAAUUUACUCAGGAUUAUUACAGCGGUUGUAAAUCUCUCUAACGAUCCCCUGGAAAACUAGUCCCGUCCGAAUAGGGCUUAUGACAACAUGAUUUCCAAGACACUAAAAGUUCCCAAAGACACAGUUGGCAGCCUUAUUCCAAAGCUUAAAAUGUGUUGAUAAAUUCUUGUGAAUUGUGAUGCCUUCGGUGCAGAGACUGAAUUCAAUUCAAGUUUAUUUGUAUAGAGCUCCAGACCCCACGUGACCACCAGUGUUCAGGCCACCAUUUUGGCAGUAAAAUGACCAGCGCCAGCGCCGAAGCUUUCAAGCCAUCGGAGUACUCAUCUCACUUUAAUUCGCAUGACAUUGUGCUUUAUAUAAAAAAAAUUAAAUAAGUUAAAUAUUACCGACCCAUACAACGCCCCCGGGGUGCUUUUCACAAGUAUCUCCGCUGAAGAAGAUGUCCCAGAUCUGCAGUAUCCGGAUAUAUAUAAUUACCUGAUAAACUUCCCAUCUUCCUACUCGGGUGACUCUCUAAAAGCCUACAAAAGCCUGGAGGGUUACAAAUGGACCCAGUCUGGCUUUGUAACGAACAUCCAGAUGUGGAAUCUUCAAGCAAAAAAAUGCUGCAUCAUCACUGGAAGGGUAAGUGUCCAAGUUUAAUAGGUAGUAGUGUAACGUUAGCAUGGCUAGUUGUUUGUUUAUGUUAGCUUGGCUAGCUACCGCAUCUGGCUAUCUGUAGCUAGUUUGUAUCUUUAAUGUACUCAACCAAGUUAGCUGACAUUUUUAAUUUCAUGUAUAGGUUAAUCAUUCCCAAAGGCUUAAUGACCCUCAGUUAAAGCCAUGGAUGGUGGUGAGGAAUGAUGGGGUUGUCUUGGGAGCCCACUGCAAUUGCACAGCUGGACUUGGUGAGAGCUGCUCCCAUGUGUCAGCUGUGUUGUUCAGCAUAUGGCAGCAUAACAAUGGAAGAAAAGAAGAGAUAGCUGUAACAUCUAAGAAGUGCAAGUGGGCCACCCUAAGUGAGGACUCUUUAAAGAAAGUGGAGUAUCAGCAGGGCAAGGACAUAAUUUUUAACAACACUCAACAAUAUAAAAAAGGAAAAUCUUCAAAAGGUCAUUCUGCCCCCCCAGCUUUCCCACCUCUGACCGCUGCUGAGCAAGCCCAACUCUACAACAACCUCUCCCAAUGCCGCACACAAGAGGAACAGAUCAUCAAACCAGUAGUCCUGUCUGUUGUCAAAGAGUAUGCAGCAUCCUAUGUGCCAAAGGCUGUCAUGCUGGAUGUACCAGAACCCCUCACCAACCUGUAUAACAAGCAGAUAAGAGACCUCAACCUGGCAGAGUUACAAGAUCGAGCAGAAGCACUAUUUGAAGACAUAACUGUGACCAAAGAACAGAUGGGGAUGUCAGCACGAGGAAUUGGCAAGAAAAUACUAUGAAAUGCAGCAUCGCCUCUCACACACGGAUGUCAUGACCUGAUGGCGCUGAAAGAGGAGAGUCAAGAACUGAACGAAACCGAAGAUAAAGAUCAAAAUGAAAAACAUCAUGAUUUCAGAACUGAAGAAAAUUUGAUUAGUUGCUCACAAACUGAACAGACUUCCUCACCAAUAAAAGCUCAAAAAACACAAACUACAGACCUUAAUCCCCACUUGAGAGUUCAUACUGGACCUUUCACCUGCCAACAGUGUGGACAAGUUUUUAGUGAAAAAAGACACCUUAAUCUCCACAUGAAAAUUCACACUGAAAAGGACCCAUUAAUAUGCUCCCAGUGUGGAAAGAGUUUUAAGAGGAGAAAUCACCUUAAUACCCACAUGAUCAUCCACACUGGAGAGAGACCUUACACCUGUCCUCAGUGUGGAAAGAGUUUCAGGGUUAAAGGAAACUUAAAAGCUCACAUUAGGAUUCACACUGGAGAGAAACCUUACACCUGCAAACAGUGUGGGAAAAGUUUCUCAUUAAAUAACGGUCUUAAGGCUCACAUGACAGCUCACACUGGAGAGAAGCCAUUUGUAUGUGAUCAUUGUGGAAAGUGUUUUACACAGAAAGCACUCCUUGAUGCCCACAUGAGAGUUCACACUGGAGAGAAACCUUACAGCUGCGAACAGUGUGGGAAGGGCUUCACACGAAAAGAAAAUUUUAAAGCUCACAUGAGGAUUCACACUGGAGAGAAUCUGUUCACGUGUGAUCAGUGUGGAAAGAGUGUCACAUGUAAAGAUGGCCUUAAAAAGCACAUGAGGAUUCAUUCAAGAGAGAACCGUUUUAAAUGUCAUCAGUGCAAAAGGCGUUUUGCAGACACGAAGCACCUUCAGGAUCAUGUUAAAAUUCACCACAGAGAAAAGCCUUUCAGGUGCCAUCGCUGUGAAAAGAGUUUCACAAGCAAUACAAACCUUGAGAAUCACAUAAGAGUUCACACUGGAGAGAAACCUUUCACCUGCAAGCAGUGUGGAAGGAGUUUCACGAUUAUAGGAAACCUUAAGACUCACAUGAGAGUUCACACUGGAGAGAAACCUUACAACUGUCUUCAGUUUGAGAAGCGGUUCACAUGUAAAAGCAGAAUGAAUCGUCAUUUGCAAACUCAUUCUGGGAAGAAAUUGCCAUUUUCCUCAGAGUGACUAGAGGUUUAGAAAAAGGAGGAGCGAUUUCUACAAUGAUCUACAUUCAUUCUGAAAGACAAUUCAAUUGUAGUCAGUGGAAGAAAAACAUUUUUUGCAUUCACACUUAACGUGAGAAGUUUGUAUUCUUUGUUAUAGAGUGUGAUUAAAAAUUAUCUGCUUGACACCUUGUAUACUUCUUUUACUUGUAUCCUUCACCUCUUUAUGCUUCAUCAUAAGGUUUUUUAUUUUAUUUCAUGCACAUGUACUCCUGUGGCCAAACCUGAUUGUCGUCUUUGCUGUAGUUUCAAAUACUGAGCAGUUAGGGAAGAUUCACUCCAAUUUCAACUAUGUUGGGUGGAGUUUGUCUAGUGGGUCGAUGUCAGCAUCCCACCACAACCUCAAGGCCUGAGGUUGCAUUAUUUUUCAAAAGCAUCUGCUUACAUUGCUCAUUUCUGUGACUUCACCUGUGUUUUUGCUUCAGGAGAUGUGUAAAAAAGCGCCCCCUAGCAUGUAUCACUGAAAACGUGGGAACCUGGAACAUUCUAUGGUUGGUUGGGAGUUAAAGGGGUCAUAUAAUGCGAUUUCAAGUUUUCCUUUCUCUUUGGAGUGUUACAAGCUGUUUGUGAAUAGAUUAGAUCCCUAAAGUUGCAAAGACUAAAGUCU
Messenger RNA from Cyprinus carpio (common carp), 3772 nucleotides. Its product is annotated as gastrula zinc finger protein XlCGF8.2DB-like. Lineage: Eukaryota; Metazoa; Chordata; Actinopteri; Cypriniformes; Cyprinidae. The transcript has 3 exons. Gene Ontology annotation, biological process: regulation of transcription by RNA polymerase II. Gene Ontology annotation, cellular component: nucleus. The record is from RefSeq and is a predicted model, not a curated record. Gene Ontology annotation, molecular function: DNA-binding transcription activator activity, RNA polymerase II-specific; RNA polymerase II cis-regulatory region sequence-specific DNA binding. Bases 1994 to 3127 code for a protein of 377 amino acids.